GGGGCAAAGCGUUCUUUUCUUGCAGCCGCCACCCAUCACAGCCGUCGAUCGUUGUCCGAGUUCCCCUUCCAAGUUCCCUUGCUCCUUCGCAUUCGCUCCUCGAACAGGUUCCGCCGAUUCGUGCCCGUCUUUGUAUCCUCAAUCUCGUGUCCUGUCUCCGUGAACUCCGUCUCAGGAGCUUCCGACAAUAAUUCGCUGCAAAUUGCAGACCAAUCCCACUUUCCAAUUUUGCUUGAUUGCAGUGUCCAGAAACCAUGAGCUCCACGCGCCUUUCCCUCAACCAAUCGAUUCUCCAAUCCUCCAAUCUCCGCCUGCGAUGUGACCCCAUUUGGGAACGAUCAUCAUCGCUCGUCAAGCUCACCCGUGGCACAGGAAUCACGGCAUGCCUGAAUCUAGAGGUCAAAGAGCCUCGAGCGCCUCGGAACUCAGGGUUUGAUGACAAGAGCAAGGAGGUGAUGCAGGCAGAAGGUAAAGUCCUCGUGGGCACGUACGCGAGAGCUCCCGUCGUGCUCGCCAGUGGCAGGGGUUGUAAACUGUACGACGUCGAGGGGCGAGAGUACUUGGACUUGAGCUCUGGGAUCGCGGUGAAUGCGCUCGGGCACGGGGACCCCGAUUGGGUGAAUGCCGUGGUAGAGCAGGCCAACACCCUGACUCAUGUCAGCAACGUGUAUUACUCUGUCCCUCAGGUAGAGCUUGCUAAGCGUCUUGUGGCCAGUUCUUUCGCUGACCGCGUGUUUUUCACAAAUUCUGGGACGGAAGCAAAUGAAGCAGCCAUAAAAUUUGCAAGGAAGUUUCAGAGACACACACACCCGGAUGCAAAAGAGCCAGCCACCGAGUUCAUUUCGUUUACCAACAGUUUCCAUGGAAGGACAAUGGGUGCUCUCGCUUUGACAAGCAAAGAGCAUUACCGAACACCUUUCCAACCUGUCAUGCCAGGAGUCAUUUUUGUGGAGUAUGGAAACAUAGAGGCCACAAAAGAGAAAAUUAAGCGUGGGAAGACUGCAGCUGUCUUUGUGGAACCAAUCCAGGGUGAAGGGGGCAUAUACAGUGCGACAAGGGACUUCUUGCAAUAUCUGCGAAGUGCUUGUGAUGAUGCUGGCGCUCUUUUGGUUUUUGAUGAGAUUCAAUGUGGUUUGGGUCGCAGUGGUUCCCUCUGGGCCCACGAAGCCUAUGGUGUUUAUCCUGACAUAAUGACGCUUGCUAAGCCUCUUGCUGGAGGGCUUCCCAUUGGUGCCACACUGGUUACUGAAAAAGUUGCUUCUGCCGUGAAAUAUGGUGAUCACGGGAGCACGUUUGCAGGUUCGCCUCUCGUAUGCAAAGCUGCACAAGCUGUCCUAGAUAAAAUCUUGAAACCUGAUUUCUUGGCCAGUGUGAAAAAGAAAGGAGAAUAUCUCAAGCAGAAGUUAGUGCAGAAACUUGGAGGGAACUCGCACGUGAAAGAAGUGCGUGGUCUUGGACUAAUCGUUGGCAUUGAGUUGGAUGUAUCUGCCUCGCCACUAGUUGACGCUUGUCGAAAUUCAGGCCUUUUAGUUCUUACUGCUGGAAAAGGGAACGUUGUGAGGCUUGUACCUCCAUUGAUUAUAACUGAGGAGGAGUUGGAUCAGGCAGUUGAGAUCUUGUUCAAUGCUCUGCCUGUCCUCGAUGAGAGCAGUUCAAAUUAGCGGGGCAGUCAGCUGCAGACCAGACACUCUCAGAACCAUUGGUUCUGACAUUAGCAAGAGCAGAAAUUGUGAAUGUGCAUCUAGAAAAGCUAUAAUAUUGUUAACUUUAUCAGUGAAGCAUGAUGCUCUGAAAAUGAUGUGGUGAGCAGGAUCAUUAUAGUGCUUCCGUUUGUUUAAAGACAGUUAGAUU
Molecule: messenger RNA, 1851 nt
Organism: Rhodamnia argentea
Lineage: Eukaryota; Viridiplantae; Streptophyta; Magnoliopsida; Myrtales; Myrtaceae
Product: acetylornithine aminotransferase, mitochondrial
Exons: 3
Coding region: 255-1661 (468 amino acids)
Biological process (GO): arginine metabolic process
Cellular component (GO): chloroplast stroma
Molecular function (GO): pyridoxal phosphate binding; transaminase activity; identical protein binding
Source: RefSeq, a predicted model, not a curated record